AUGAAUUUUCUGAAUCACAAGUUAGAUGAGUGCGAAGCCUUUCGUGUCAAGUCAAUACGAUGCGUAUUACAAGGUGAUAAAGAUCCUUUUCCUGUGCAGCGCGACUCCGACGGCGAGCCAAAUGAGCAUGGCGGCGGCGUGCACGGCCAGCAGCUGUCCGUGCGUGGGGCCGUGCAGCGCCCAGUGCAGCGGGAAGUUCUUCUUCAGGAGCUCGCUGCCGAUGUACAGGAACAACGCGUUUUGACCUGA
Molecule: messenger RNA, 249 nt
Organism: Arctia plantaginis
Lineage: Eukaryota; Metazoa; Arthropoda; Insecta; Lepidoptera; Erebidae
Source: the annotation of a GenBank genome assembly